Molecule: messenger RNA, 837 nt
Organism: Miscanthus lutarioriparius
Lineage: Eukaryota; Viridiplantae; Streptophyta; Magnoliopsida; Poales; Poaceae
Source: the annotation of a GenBank genome assembly
AUGGCGAGGCACCUGGUGGCCGCGUUGCUCCGCUCCGGCGAGUGGCAUGUGCGGGUCACCGACCUCGCCCCGGAUGCCAUGCUCGGCCUCGGCGACACCGAGGACGUCCUCGAUGACGCCCUCCGUGAUGGCCGUGCCGUCUAUGCCUCAGCGGAUGUCUGCAACCUGGACCAGCUUAUUAAAGCUUUUGAAGGGGUUGAGGUUGUUUUCCACACAGCUGCUGCGGAUCCAAGCAAGAACAACCUGCAACUUCACUAUAAGGUCAACGUUGAGGGGACAAGGAAUGUGGUUGAUGCGUGUAUGACUUGCAAGGUGAAAAGGCUUAUACACACCAGCUCUAUCGCUGUUGUGUUCGACGGAGUUCAUGGGCUUCUCGAUGCAAAUGAAUCAUUGCCAUACCCAGACAAGUUUCCUGAUGCAUAUGGACAAACAAAGGCAGAAGCAGAAAAGUUAGUCAUGAAGGCUAAUGGCAUUAAUGACCUUCUAACUUGUUGCAUACGUCCUGGUAGCAUUUUUGGCCCAGGUGACAUAGUUAUACUACCAACUCUGGACCAGUGUGGAAAAACACACUUUAUUUUUGGUGAUGGGAAGAAUUGUGAUGAUUUUGUUUAUGUUGAAAAUGUGGUACAUGGUCACAUUUGUGCUGAAAAAACUCUUUCUACUAUGGAGGGUGCAAAAAUCAGUGGUGGAAAAGUUGUUCAAGAUAAGAAUACCUUUGCUUGUCAUCAUGGCACUAAGCUAUUUGGUAGAGUGGGGAUGCAAGGUUCUACACCAUUAUGGAAUGUGCCAACCUCAAGUGCUAACACCAGCAAGGAUCAAAUAUUUGACAGUCAAUAG